Molecule: messenger RNA, 611 nt
Organism: Octopus sinensis (East Asian common octopus)
Lineage: Eukaryota; Metazoa; Mollusca; Cephalopoda; Octopoda; Octopodidae
Product: MICOS complex subunit Mic10
Exons: 4
Coding region: 74-334 (86 amino acids)
Cellular component (GO): mitochondrial inner membrane; mitochondrion; MICOS complex
Source: RefSeq, a predicted model, not a curated record
GUAUUGUUAAUUAUCUCCCCUUAUUGUAUUCUUUUUCGUCUUGUCUGGAAUUGAAGAGGAACGGCGAUCAAACAUGUCUAAAGAAGCUUCAUCGGAGAAUGUCCUUGGUCUCAAGUUUGACCAGUGUGUCUCUGAUCUUAUGAUCAAAACAGCAACUGGUCUAGGAUUGGGAAUUAUUUUUUCUGUGACAUUGUUUAAGCGUCGCCCAUGGCCUGUGGCUUUUGGAAUUGGUGCUGGUCUUGGAAUGGCUUAUUCUAACUGCCAAAACGAAUUCAAACAUCCUCUACAGGCUCCCGGCCGUUAUGUGAAGGUUGAGAGAAAAGAAUCGACGUAGCAAGAUUAUACUUAUAGAUAUAUUGGCAUGUAUGCAUUGACUGGUUGACAGGAGUACAAUGAAAUGGCUGUUACCUAGACUCAGGUGUCUUCUGUGCUACAGCUGAGGACCAUCUCAACUGAUGUGAAAAUCCCUUACAGUACAAUUGACUAUUUAUUUCGUAGUCUCUCCCUCUUUCUCUCUCUCUCUCUUUCUCUUUCUCGGUCAUCUUCAAUGAUACAUUUUGUACCGUAAUCUUGUUACAAAAUCAAAAAAUUUAAAAAACAAAAUAUAAAAC